This is a messenger RNA of Annulohypoxylon truncatum, 2850 nucleotides long. RefSeq lists its product as uncharacterized. Lineage: Eukaryota; Fungi; Ascomycota; Sordariomycetes; Xylariales; Hypoxylaceae. Gene Ontology annotation, molecular function: protein dimerization activity; RNA polymerase II cis-regulatory region sequence-specific DNA binding; DNA-binding transcription factor activity, RNA polymerase II-specific. The transcript has 3 exons. The record is from RefSeq and is a predicted model, not a curated record. Bases 355 to 2172 code for a protein of 605 amino acids. Gene Ontology annotation, biological process: positive regulation of transcription by RNA polymerase II.
CAGAUUAAGUCAUCGACCGAAUCGCAAGCCUAGUAUAUACUGCUCCUAGUUCCGCUACCGUUACUAGCCCGAACUAUCUUCCCGCCUGUCAGAUAUAACUUUCUUUUAAUCUUCCUCAUCGUUGAAGCUUCCGGAGACGACAAGAAUCGCUUUUUACGCCUUUUCAUGUCACUACCCGUCGCGGUGUCGCUAUCAACCGAAUUAAGGGAUCUAUAAUCGCCCAGUUAAGAAUCCUACGGCGGCAAUUGAGAGGCGGAGCCUUAUCAUUUAACCCACGACCUUUUUUUCUCUCUUUUUUUCUAUACUAUUUCUUUUUCUCUAUCCAUUUAUCGCAAAUCUACAGAUUAGAUCAAGAUGGGACGGAGAAAGAUUGAAAUCAAAGCCAUUAAGGAUGACAGAAACCGUUCUGUCACGUUCCUGAAGCGAAAAGGCGGUUUAUUCAAGAAGGCGCACGAGUUGUCCGUGCUCUGCUCCGUCGAUGUCGCCGUGUUCAUCUUUGGCCAAAACAAGAAGCUUUACGAGUAUUCCUCGAGCGAUAUGCGAGAUCUGAUUACAAGAUAUCAAUAUCAUGGCGGUCCGAACGAGCACAAAGGCCCUCACGACUAUAACGGUGGCGAUGACGAUGAUGACGAUGAUGGCGAGGGCACACCACCUCACGGUCACGAAGGGUCUGUCGAGCCUCAGAUGAUUCCUCCCCACUUCCAAGGCCAACCUCCUUUCCCCCAUCUAAGGCACCACACUCCUUCCGCGUCGCCUCCCAUUAACGGAAUGCCAUUCGCGCCUCGAGGCCACACCCCACAGCCGCAAAUCGCAUCCCGACCAUCGUCCAGAAAUGACUUCCGCCGCGACCUACGUGUCCCUCAACCUGGCGCCCCUCAGCAAGUCACGAACGGCUACGCGUACAUGCCUCAGCCUGCCAUCUACAACCCGCAAAGCCAACCUACCUAUCAACACGGUCUUCCGCCGGCAGCUCCGGCUCAAUAUCAAUACGCUGCUACCCAACAGCACGCUCCGGUCCAGUCGUAUAUGGAGGAUCAGCGUCGGUCAUCCGUGCCUCCUAGUUACCCCCAGCAAGGCCCUCCGCAGAAUCAGCAACCGCGUCCUUCUCCGCCGCAGCCAACCCACCAGAUGCCUCAGCAAACUCCUCACAUGUCUCCUCCGCAGCCGCCUCCCCAGCAUCUGGAGCCACCGCAGCAGCAGCAGCAUCAGCCGCAGCAUCAGCCGCAGUCGAUGCCAGAACCCCAACAACUUCCUGCACCUAUGGAGCCCAAGCAUGAACCACUCCAAGAGAGGACUGGCCAACGUUUGCUAGAUACGACGUCGGCGAUUAAAAAAUUGCCGCAGCGUAAGGGACACAGCAUUUUUACUCCGAUCGACGAGAACCAGUCAAUCCUGUCUAUGCACUUGGAUUCUUUCAACGCGGAACCCCGUGGCAAGGAUGAUGUGAAUCGGUCCCAAUCUGUGGAUGUUGGCGCUGUAUCGCGUGCCAAAUCCGACUCCUCUCCACCUCUGCCGCAACGUUCUAACACCUCUAACCUACCUAAUUCGCGCAAUUCUAUACCUACAAUCCCCGAAACCACCUUCACUCCUCCUUCUCGCUCCAACAGCUUGAAGGUCGGCGGUGGUUCGCGACCCCGCCUAAAGGUCCAAAUCCCCGAGGAGCAGUCUGAGGCCGGUAGUACUGCCGGCGGCGACACGGCUACCUCUCCCCGCACCACCACGGAAACCACUGCACAAUCCGCUCGCCGGAACGGUGUAGAAGGUCCUGGGGCUGGUGUGGUCCUUCCGCCUCCUUCACCCUCGGCGUCGGCUAUGCUAUCUGCGGGGGCGACCGGGCCUCCCAACCCGUUCGCUAGACCCCAUCCGCAGGCUCAGAACAACAACAGCAUGAAUAUCGACACCCCUGUCUCAGCCCUCCCAUCUAGGUUCCUCAACAAUGAAUUCUUACCGAGCCCUAGUAGUUUUUACCCCGAGUGGAAUUUUCGAGGCAGCGACAGCAACACCCUCCCAAGUCCUCUAAAUUUCGCCACGCCGGUGGUCGGCUCGGGUCCUUCCUUUUUAAGGGAUGAUAACGGGCCGAGCACGACGAAGCGAAAGAGCCCGGAUAUAACCGCCGGUCAUUCGGACGGACCGGAAGGUGGCGAGCCCAAGAGGAUUAGGGUUGACGGCUAGUCGCUCUCUAGUGUAUAUCUAUCUCACUGGCGCUAUCCGGUUAACUACCUUUAUGAUUAUUCUUUGAGUUAAAGGCUUGUUUAUACCGCGACUCGCAAUUGUACAACAUCUUUAUAGAGCAUCGGAGGGCAUCUGCAACUGGAUCACGAAGAGCUAUUAGGAUACCUCCUAGUGUGUGUUUUUACUUGGCAUUUGCUGGCUUGAACUUCAAACUGCGGCGGAUUCGCUCGUUUAUGUCUUGCGCCAUGCAACUCGUUUUUACUUCGCAGCAUCGGCAUGGCGCUCAGGCGUUCUCAUCAUGGUUAUUUUUUUUUAUUAUUAUUAUCUGAUUUUACCCUCGAUCUCAAACCUCAAAAUUUUAUGCGAAUCGACAGCUCGCUGCUGCCGGUGCCGGUUGAUUUAGAGAGACGGACAUGACGAAUGAGUAAUGGAAUUUGUGAUUAACUAGCUUCAUCGCAUUCUAUCCGGAGAAAAAAAAAGUUUUGAGACGGAAACUUUUUUUUUUGAGAUGAUCAUGGGGCGGCGUUUUUUUGUUACGGACUUGUACACUAUAUAUCUAAGGUUGUUAGAGAUACCAGAGGCGGAUGGGAAUGGGCACAUGUUACCAGAUCCUGAAUGAGACUUGCAUUUGACUUCUGAAAUCUUUUUUACUGUACCACUUGUCCUGUGAAGUGUAGA